UCCCUACUGCCAUUUUGUGGCAGAGGCUACUCUGCUAAAGCGGGAGAGGGAUUAAAACUAACUGCGAAGAAGAAGCCUGCACAUUUCUUACCAGCCUGGUAAACUUUGUAUAGCACAGCCUCUCUGCUUUCGGUGGAGUUGACCGGGGGGGGAGAAACCGACAGAAGAAGAGGUUGGCAGGGACAGUCAGGUAGCAGACAUUUGAUUCAGCAAAGCUCAGGGCGUUCAGCAGCAAAGCAAGAUCACCGUUAUCACAGCCCUGCAUGCUGCAGCCCAGUCUACAGAAAGCAUGUCAAUCACAGUCAAUUUAUCGUUGCUAUUCCAGUUCCUACCCACCAUGGACGGAGGGCCAACAGAGAGUGUAGGGGUGGUGGAUGACACCGCCAAAGACUUCCCCUCUAUCCAUGCCGUUCACAGCCAGGAUGCCAUGGUGGCUGACCUCCUCCAGCAAGCUGCAGAGGCCGGGGGCGUGGUAGAGGGACAGGCUGGAGUCGUCCUGGAACAAGGUCAUGGGGAUGGAAUGGUGGCAGCCACCCAGCAGCAGCUGAUGGAAGCUGGGUUGGGGGUUGGUGUGGAUGGCGGAGCAGGGGUUGAAAUGAUGGUUAUGGACUCACUGGAUCCCACCCUGUUGCAGAUGAAGACUGAGGUGAUAGAUGCUGCAGUGGGAGGACCAUCAGGGACGAUGGGUGGAGCUCACCAAGCAACCGUAACAACAGUGGACCAGACUCAAAUCAUCACACUACAGGUGGUAAACAUGGAAGAGCAGGCAGCUCUGGGUCUGGGUGAGCUUCAGCUGGUCCAGGUGCCUGUUUCUGCCUCCACUGUGGAGGCCCUGCAGCAAGGCACCUUUGUAGACACCACUGCUAUGCCAAAGGACGGAGACCCAGUCAUCUGCCACACCCUGCCGCUGCCUGAGGGCUUUCAGGUAGUUAAGGUUGGAGCUAAUGGGGAGGUGGAGACAGUGGAGCAGGAGGACGGGGGAGAAGCCCACCCCGAAUUGGAAGAAGAUGAUGAGGUGGGCAACCAGCUGCUGGACGAAGGGGAGGAUGAACCCAUGCCGCCUCCUAAUGAUGACCCAAACUGGGCUAAAGACCCCGACUAUCAGCCUCCAUCUGGAAUGAUCAAGAAGUCCAAGAAGCUUACAGUGAGGUUUAAUCACUCACUGUCUGUCCAGGGUAAAAAGAAUCGUUUGCGUUAUGCUGAAGGAGAUAAGGAUAUGGAUGUAAGUGUCUAUGACUUUGAAGAGGAACAGCAGGAGGGCCUUCUCUCUGAGGUCAAUGCUGAGAAAGUGGUGGGCAACAUGAAACCACCCAAACCCACCAAGAUCAAGAAGAAAGGAGUGAAGAAGACGUUCCAGUGUGAGCUGUGUAGCUACACGUGCCCUCGACGCUCCAACCUGGACAGACACAUGAAGAGCCACACAGACGAGAGACCUCACAAAUGUCACCUGUGUGGAAGAGCCUUCAGGACGGUCACCCUGCUAAGAAACCAUCUCAAUACACACACUGGAACUCGUCCACACAAGUGCACAGACUGCGAUAUGGCUUUUGUGACAAGUGGAGAGUUGGUUCGUCAUCGUCGCUACAAACACACACACGAGAAACCCUUCAAAUGUUCCAUGUGUGACUAUGCCAGUGUGGAGGUGAGCAAACUAAAGCGUCACAUUCGUUCCCACACUGGAGAGCGUCCGUUCCAGUGCAGUCUUUGCAGCUACGCCAGCAGAGACACAUACAAGCUGAAGAGACACAUGAGGACACACUCAGGAGAGAAACCUUACGAGUGCUACAUCUGCCAUGCCCGAUUCACCCAGAGUGGAACCAUGAAGAUGCACAUUCUGCAGAAACACACAGAGAAUGUGGCCAAAUUCCACUGUCCACACUGUGACACCGUCAUCGCACGCAAGAGUGACUUGGGUGUACAUCUUCGUAAGCAGCACUCCUUCAUUGAGACUGGAAAGAAGUGUCGUUAUUGCGAUGCCGUUUUCCACGAGCGCUACGCCCUGAUCCAGCAUCAGAAGUCCCAUAAGAACGAGAAGAGGUUCAAAUGCGACAUGUGUGACUACUGCUGCCGCCAGGAGCGCCACAUGGUCAUGCAUCGUCGAACCCACACCGGAGAGAAACCAUACGCCUGCAGCCAGUGUGAGAAGACCUUCAGACAGAAGCAGCUGCUGGACAUGCACUUCAAACGCUACCACGACCCCAACUUUGUCCCCACUGCCUUCGUCUGCCCCAAGUGUAGCAAGACCUUCACUCGCAGGAACACCAUGGCUCGCCACUCUGAGAACUGCAGUGGUGAGGUGGAGGAUGCCGAGAAUGGAACUCCACCCCCAAAGAAAGGGAGGAGAGGAAGAAAGCGAAAGAUGAGGAGCAGGAGAGACGACGAUGACAGCGAGGAGGAUCAGGCUGAACUGGAUGAUGAGGAGGAGGAGGGCGAAGGCGAGGGCGAGGAAGAGGCAUUACUGCUACAGGAAGAGGAGGGGCCAGAAAGCAUGGAACUGGACCAGGCCCCCGCCGCCAUCCCAGUACCGGCUCCCGACGAGCCACCGGUCAAGAGGAAACGAGGCCGACCCCCAAAGAACGCCCCCAAGCCUCCAACACCCAGCAAAUUAGUCAAGGUGGCCGCCAAGGCUACUGCUUCUGCUGCUGCCAUCAUUCAGGUGGAGGACGAGAGCACCGGAGCAGUGGAGAACAUCAUAGUGAAGAAGGAGGACGGCGACGCCAUCGCGACGACGCCUCUGGACCAGGGAGUGGCCCUGACCGUGGAGGGGGUGGGGCUGGACGGGGAAGGGGUGGAGACUGUUGAGCUGGCUGUGAACGAGGAAACGGCGGCCACCGCCGCCGCCAACGGAGAUUUAACGCCAGAGAUGAUCCUCAGCAUGAUGGACCGGUGAACUCGAACACACAGCCGCACAUGUAGCCAGACUACGAGUAAAACUGGCAAAUCCACACUAACAUCUCCACGUCCCCUGGCCUCAUGCACCAUCUGUGUGAGCUUGUAAUGGUCAUUUUGCCUCCAUUGAAGUGGCUGCAAAAAAAAAUGAUGACAGCAGAAACAACCAUGCACAAAGAAGGGAAGCCGCAUGUAAAUACUUCCACACAGUAACUUCACAUCUAUGUACAUCAACUGCAUACUGAUGUCUGUGGGUCUCACACACACACACAAUAGCAGAUCCCGCUGCACAUACCUGUGUCAUCUCCCACAUCAUAUACAGAUAUCGUCCAAGCUAAUGACAGACUGCUCUCUGCUCUUAAACGCUUUUUUUUCAGUUUGAAUGUCUUCUGAAUGAAUCAUUGUGUAUUUUGCUACUUGUUUCUGCCCGAAGCCACAUCCUGUGUCAGCCUCUACCCCCCCACGCUCUGCAGUGAACGUUCUGCUCCCUCUCUAUGUUGCUCUGCCAAAAGGAGACAUUAUCUAUGAUCUACCUUCACUUUUUACUUGCUUGCUGUUCUUGCAACUACGCUGAUUUUGCAAAUUCCAAGCCUUUGUAAGUGUAAAUAUAGAUAUACAUGUAGUUUUUCCUAAUGAAACGUAGUAUAUGGUACUUGAGUUUGCUCUCAGUCAUAUGAUCUGUAUAUUCCCCCGUCCCCCGUCCCCCAAAGUAUGAUUUUCCUCCUUGGCCUGUGUAAACACACGGUCCAUGUUGUGGUGUUUGUACAUUGAGGCUUUUAUAGAAGGAAGUUAACAGAGGGAUUCUUGUGUAUUCAUGAGCAAAUGGGCACAGGCAGAUACAUUCAAAUUAACUGAAGUCAGCGAUCGCAGUGUUUCUGCUUUUUAUAGUUCACGUGACGUCCACACUGCCAGCAGCCGACCUCGCUCGGAUGGAAACGUACCCUCGGUCAGCUCGUGUAAAUGAAAUACUUGAAGUGGCUGCUACUUUAGUUUCCCAGCACCAACAUAGUUUGAGAUGAAGUUAUUUUUUUUCAACUGUUUUUCUAUUUUCUCCGUCCUCUCGCUGAGGGAAGAUAUUUGUCAUUCAUAGUUAAUGUUCCUUCUCCUCCUUGUUCCACAUUUCGAUGAGGUCAUGUGCCAUCACGUGAAUUGAAAGAUCCCUGCCGGUCGGAGAAAAUAACAGAUAAUCCUGAUUUAGUGGGUAAAACGUUGUACUAUAGUUGUGAUUUUUGAACAUUCCAAAUACUUCACUUAACACGGAAUUAUGUCUAUGCACCUGAAUCAUCUCACUUGAAGUAAACAGGCGGUAACAAAGUCAAACAUCGUUUUGCAAGAUAAUACCAGCCGCUCUUUAUUUUUUCCUUUUUAAAUGUAUUAAUAUGAAGUUAAUAUUGUGCUUGGGACAGAUCUCUAAGACCAGAUCGGGAAUCAGUAGCCCCUUUCACACAGCCUGCUCUGUAUAGAAGGUACAGAGAUGGAACGGCAGCGGAGGUAGUCAGAGAGCCGAGCCGACGUCUGUGCGACGGGGACAGCCGGCACAGCGGGACUACACACACACACACACACAUACAUACUAGACGCCGACGCUGUUGUGUUUAACGGCACGCCUCUUCUGCUGCCGUGAUGCCGACAUGCGACCUAAAGUCACACCCUGGAGCUGUGGCCGUCGCUGUGUGGUUCAGUGUAAAAAAAAGCAAAGCUGGCAUAAUAGCGGCUCUUCUUUAUUGUGGGAUCUCUGUGUGAAAGGAGCUAAUGUGUCUCUCAAACACUCUCCCCUCCCCCCACAAUAAUCAAUGAUCACCAACUAUGGCAGGUGGUUGGCAUGUAAAUACACAUUUAAAACCCUUUGCUUUUUGAUUUAUUGUGAACCUUUUUUUAAUAUUUUUAAAUAGCUGAUUUGGAGAUAUGUUGGUUAAAAGGGACAUCGAGGUUUUCAUUUACAUGGUGAACAUGUAGCUCUGUGUCCUGAACCCGUAAAAGGUGAUUUCCAUCAUGCGCUCCUCCCACAGAUGAGGGAGUCCCCCUCUUUAACCAACCAAACUGAAUUGAACUAAUUUGAACCACUAUCAUUUUUUCUGUGUAUAUUCUGUUGCUCAUAGCCGUUUUGUAUCUUGCUGUUUUGUUUUCCGUUUUCAUUUCUGGUCAAUCUGCAGUUGCUACUGUGUCUCUCUGCGGUUGGUUCAGUUCAGUAGUACGACAGAAACUUUUGUCUCAUCCGGUUCUCCUUUAACCUUUGUGAGGUUAGUUUCACCUGUAAGGGAACAACAGGUUUUUGAGUAUCUGUCUUCUGAAAGACAAAACUGUUUGGCACUUAUCUCAAAACGUAUACUGAAUGAAGUUCAGCCGGUAAAUUGUACAUAAGUGUAUGUGACUCCCUGAGCUUUCAGCCGUUGUCAGCUGAUACAGAGCUAUGUCUUCUCCUUAUCCUUGCUUUGUAUUUACAAAAACACAGGGAGGGUUUAAGAUCGCUCGGGUGAGUUAAGGUUUGAACAAAAAGGAUGGUCUGAAUUUCAACAAAUCACAUGAUUUGAGUCUUCUGAAGAUGUUAACCCUGAGACGUUCCUAGUGAGCUGGAGCACAAGUUCUGCUGGUAGUUAUGUGGCCUUCCUUUUACUACAACCUGCUAUUGUUUAGAUGGAACCAUUUCCUCUGUAACAUCAGCUAGAUGCCCAGUAUUGUAAAAAACCAGGCUGUAAAGAAACAGAAAUGGUCACAGAAAGAUAGCAGUGCCAAGAUACUGACAGAGAGUGUCGGGGGAAAUCUAUGUUCAUUUAUCAUAAUUGACACUUUUGUAAGAAUCUUUCAGUAAAACAUCAAUUCUGUGACUGCCCAGCUGUGGCCUGAGAUGUCAUUCUGUGAAAGAAGAAAGAACAAAAUGUUCUGUUAGCAACCUAUCAUGUUCUUGUUCUGCAGGCGGAUGGAUGGAAGAUGGCUGUUUGUUUGACUGUUCUCAUAGUUACAGCGUUGCUUUUUUGUUUGCACAUUGUUUUGUUUGUUUGUUUUGGCAGAAGAAUCGAGAGAACGGUUUUAAAGAUGGGUUUUUAAACACAUCCCUGUUUUAAGACCAGGAAAAACAGAAAUAACCUUUUGUCGUGUCAUUUUUUUGAAGAUGAGACACUGUACAGCUGAUGAAAAAUAAAAUCAUCCUUAUGGGCCCA
Messenger RNA from Sebastes umbrosus (honeycomb rockfish), 6047 nucleotides. It is a transcript of the gene ctcf, whose product is annotated as CCCTC-binding factor (zinc finger protein). Gene Ontology annotation, cellular component: nucleus. Bases 290 to 2890 code for a protein of 866 amino acids. Lineage: Eukaryota; Metazoa; Chordata; Actinopteri; Perciformes; Sebastidae. The record is from RefSeq and is a predicted model, not a curated record. The transcript has 17 exons.